This is a messenger RNA of Chelmon rostratus (copperband butterflyfish), 1485 nucleotides long. It is a transcript of the gene emc2, whose product is annotated as ER membrane protein complex subunit 2. The coding region runs from base 8 to 901 and encodes 297 amino acids. The transcript is spliced from 11 exons. Gene Ontology annotation, molecular function: protein binding. The record is from RefSeq and is a predicted model, not a curated record. Gene Ontology annotation, cellular component: EMC complex. NCBI's taxonomy places the organism in Eukaryota, Metazoa, Chordata, Actinopteri, Chaetodontiformes, Chaetodontidae. Gene Ontology annotation, biological process: protein folding in endoplasmic reticulum.
GGAAAAGAUGGCGUCGGUAUCAGAAAUGUACGAUGUGGGUUGGGAAGAGAUGAGAGACAAGCUGCGUAAAUGGAGAGAAGAUAACUGCAGAAAUAGCGAACAAAUUGUGGAUGUUGGCGAAGAGCUCAUCAGUGAACACGCAUCUAAACUGGGAGAUGACAUAUGGAUUAUUUAUGAGCAGGUGAUGAUCGCAGCGCUGGACUGCAGUCGAGAUGACUUGGCUCUGACCUGUCUACAGGAACUGGAGAAGCAGUUUUCAGAUAGCCACAGAGUCAAGCGAUUAUCAGGCAUGAGGCUGGAAGCUUUGGAAAGGUACGACGAGGCCAGCAAGGACUAUGAUGCCAUUCUCCAAGACGACCCCACCAAUACGGCAGCGAGGAAGCGCAAGAUCUCCAUACUGAAGGCCCAGGGGAAGAGCACUGAAGCCAUCCGGGAGCUCAAUGAGUAUCUGGAGCAGUUUGUUGGUGACCAGGAAGCGUGGCAUGAGUUGUCAGAGCUCUAUAUCAACGAACAUGACUAUGGAAAAGCCGCGUUUUGUCUGGAGGAGCUGAUGAUGACCAAUCCUCACAAUCACUUGUACUGUGAGCAGUACGCUGAGGUGAAGUACACACAGGGGGGGCUGGAAAACCUGGAGCUGUCCAGAAAGUAUUUUGCCCAGGCGCUGCGGCUGAACAACCGAAACAUGAGGGCAUUGUUUGGUCUGUACAUGUCUGCAAGUCACAUCGCUGCCAGUCCAAAAGUUAGUGCCAAGGUGAAGAAGGACAAUAUGAAGUAUGCUGCCUGGGCUGCCACUCAAAUAAAUAGAGCCUAUAAGCUGGCUGGUCGUGGGACCAAGGAGAACAAAUGCUCCAUGAAGGCGGUGGAGGAGAUGUUGGAAUCCAUGCAGAUCACCAUGUCGUAGACGCCCUCGUCCACGCCUUCCCUCGUCCCGUCUGUUCACACACAGCCACAUGGAGCAACACGGCAGCUCAAAUAGCCUUGCAAUGUGACCAGAACCAAAUCUUCAACUGAUGUUUUUUCUCUCUCUUUAUAUCUUCAAGUUUGGUUCUGUAAUUGAUUGAACUUGACACGGACAAUGUAAGACAUGGUUUCCCUCAAGUGCAAAGAUUUCCCCACCCAUCUGGAAACUGAGCAGCAAAUUCCAAAUACUCCAACUUUUUGAAACAAGUUCAACAUAGUAUUGCCCUUACUGUGAUAUCUGCCAGACUGGAUUAUACUGUCCCUCCCAUCCCAUGCUCUCUUUUAGGUUCACCUUGAACUAAUAUCACUAAUUAGCACAUUCACAUCAAGGCUAUUACUCUCACCAGGACAGAUGACAAGCUGUACAGUAAAUGCUAUUUAUAAAGACAAUGUGGAGACACCACCUGUCUGCACUGACGUCCUUAACUGUUUCCAUGCUAUCUGUAAAUGAAACAUCUUGAUCUAAUAAAACUUUUUUUCUUUUGUCUAAUCUAUAAAAAUGUCUUAAUAAAAGUUGGACUGUUA